GCCAGCCUCGUGAUCAGCUGUAAUUUACUAGGGUCCAAAUGGUCCAAAUAGUCAACAGAGCCUGUAUACAGCAUCGCCAUUGCCUCUAACUUCUCACUUCUCUUGGGUCGACCUCGAUUGCUGAGGAAUUUCAGUCCCGCACUCAACCAACUCGAGCCCAUCAAGAUGCGUCCCAGUUUCCUGUUGCGCAAGGAGUUCGGCAACUUGGCCGUGAUCCGCGGGACGGUCAAGUACCAUCUGUCCCCAUUGGAACAGCGAGCUUUCGCCGGAGCCAUUUCACAGGGCGUGCCCAACAUCUUUUGGCGUUUCCGCCAAUCCUUCUUCUACGUGGUGCCCCCCAUGCUCUUGAGCUAUUUGGUCUACUACACGGCAGAAAUGGAACACGAUCGAUUGCAACGGAAGCAGCCCGGUCAAUUCGACCAUGAAAAGUAAACAGCCCGCCCCUCAAAUUUAACGGUUCUGGGUCAUCAUAAUGUAGUGACUUGUAAGAAAUAAAAAUCUUAAGUUUAUAA
Messenger RNA from Tigriopus californicus, 512 nucleotides. RefSeq names its product cytochrome b-c1 complex subunit 8-like (gene UQCR-Q). The record is from RefSeq and is a predicted model, not a curated record. The coding region runs from base 166 to 432 and encodes 88 amino acids. Lineage: Eukaryota; Metazoa; Arthropoda; Copepoda; Harpacticoida; Harpacticidae. Gene Ontology annotation, biological process: mitochondrial electron transport, ubiquinol to cytochrome c. The transcript is spliced from 3 exons.